This is a messenger RNA of Eremothecium cymbalariae DBVPG#7215, 1308 nucleotides long. RefSeq names its product phosphatidate cytidylyltransferase (gene CDS1). The coding region runs from base 1 to 1308 and encodes 435 amino acids. Gene Ontology annotation, cellular component: endoplasmic reticulum membrane. Lineage: Eukaryota; Fungi; Ascomycota; Saccharomycetes; Saccharomycetales; Saccharomycetaceae. Gene Ontology annotation, molecular function: phosphatidate cytidylyltransferase activity. The transcript has a single exon. The record is from RefSeq and is a predicted model, not a curated record.
AUGACAACUAAAAAGCCUGGGAAAAGUAUGUGCAAGGAAAAGACUGUUGAUGGUGAUUAUGUGGAUUCAAGCACAGAUACAAAAAUGUCCGCGACUAGCGAAGGAACUCCUGCGAUGUUAGCGAAAGAAUCCAAGACUUAUAAUUUUGUUGUACGUACCAUAUGGACCAUGAUAAUGAUUAGUGGGUUCUUUGUGACGCUUGCUUUGGGUCAUUUCUGGUGUGUUAUGUUAAUCUUGGGUUGCCAGAUAGCGACAUUUAAAGAAUGUAUUGCGGUUACUGGGCAAUCGGGACGGGAGAAGAAUUUGCCAUUGACUAGAACACUGAAUUGGUAUUUUUUAUUUACUACUAUUUAUUAUUUGGAUGGUAGGUCGCUUUUAAAAUUCUUUAAGGACAAUUCUAUGAACUAUGGGCUGUUUAGUUUUGUUGCUUCCAACCACAAGUUUAUUAGUUACUGUUUAUACGUUCUCGGGUUUAUUGUAUUUGUUUGCAGUUUGAGAAAAGGGUUUUUAAAGUUUCAAUUUGCAACUUUAUGCAUCACACAUAUGGUGUUAUUGCUCGUCGUUUUCCAGGCACAUUUAAUUAUUAAUAAUGUGCUAAAUGGGUUAAUAUGGUUCCUUUUGCCUUGUGGACUUGUUAUUGUUAAUGACAUUUUUGCGUACUUAUGUGGAAUUACCUUUGGUCGCACCAAGUUAAUUGCAAUCUCACCUAAAAAGACCCUAGAAGGCUUUAUAGGUGCAUGGUUUUUCACUGCACUUGCUUCAAUUGUAUUGACCAGGUUGUUAACCCCGUAUUCAUACAUGACGUGCCCUGUGAGAGAUAUUCACACGAACUUUUUCACUCCAUUGAACUGCGAUAUCAACCCAGUGUUCAUUCCUCAAGAGUAUAGGCUACCUCCAAUCUUAUUUGAACGUUUCGACAUUCUUUCAAUCACCAUAAAGCCGAUAUAUUUGCAUGCUUUAAACCUUGCAACUUUUGCGUCUCUCUUCGCACCUUUUGGUGGAUUUUUUGCAUCUGGAUUAAAGAGAACAUUUAAAGUUAAGGACUUUGGCCAUUCAAUUCCGGGACAUGGUGGUAUUACCGAUAGAGUUGACUGCCAGUUUAUGAUGGGAUCUUUUAUGAACUUGUACUUUGAGACAUUUAUAAAUGAAAAAAGAAUAACGGUAGAAACUGUAUUAUCAACUAUCAUAAUGAACUUUGAUGAACGUCAAAUCAUACAGUUAAUCGACUCUUUGAAUCACAUUUUAUUCAACAAUGGCAGCAUUUCAGAAGGAGUCUUUCAAAGACUUUCUAAAUUGUACGAUCUUUAA